AUGUUCUUCAGCAUCUCUAUCCUUGUACUUUCUGUCCUCCAUCUGUGCGGGACAAUGGAGAGUGGUAUUAUUGGAGGAAUGGAAGCGAAAGCACACUCCCGACCCUAUAUGGUGUCUGUUCAGAUUAACAAGAAGCACAUCUGUGGUGGCAUGCUUAUCAAAACAAAUUAUGUACUGACUACAGCCCACUGUGUAGAUAACCUUGUAUACUCUGGAAAUCAUAAGCUGGAAGUGGUACUGGGAGCUCACAACAUCACUCAAGAGGAGCCCCAACAGCAAAGAAUCACAGUGGAGGAACGCAUCAAGCAUCCCUGUUACAAGAGCAAUGAACGUCCAAAUGAUAUCAUGCUACUGAAGCUGAAAAACGAAGCCAAUCUGAAAGACAGUGUGCAAGUCAUUGAUCUUCCCGAGGAGAAUGAGAACCUUCCAGCCAACAUGAUAUGUUCAAUAGCUGGCUGGGGCAGAACAAAACAGAACAGACCAUCAGAAGUCCUACGAGAGGUGAAUCUCACCAUUCGAGAUAACUCUGAGUGCAAGAAGCAUUGGAAAGAUGACUUUGACAGAAACAGCAUGAUCUGUACUACUGAUGGAAGAGGUGCUUUUUGUAAGGGUGAUUCAGGGAGUCCUCUUAUCUGUGAAAAAAAACCACAAGGAUUAGCUGCAUAUACCAACCGUGACCACUGCUUACACCUCAAGCAUCCAGAGGUAUAUAUGAAGCUCUCCUACUUUCUUCCAUGGAUUAAAAAAAUAAUAGACUAG
Molecule: messenger RNA, 759 nt
Organism: Tachysurus vachellii
Lineage: Eukaryota; Metazoa; Chordata; Actinopteri; Siluriformes; Bagridae
Product: granzyme B-like
Exons: 5
Coding region: 1-759 (252 amino acids)
Biological process (GO): proteolysis
Molecular function (GO): serine-type endopeptidase activity
Source: RefSeq, a predicted model, not a curated record